Molecule: messenger RNA, 717 nt
Organism: Striga hermonthica
Lineage: Eukaryota; Viridiplantae; Streptophyta; Magnoliopsida; Lamiales; Orobanchaceae
Source: the annotation of a GenBank genome assembly
AUGGAAAGCCAGGGAGAAGAUGAAGAAAUUGUUUGCCUGGAUGAAUCUUUCUUCAUCAGCGACAACUACCAAUUGACGAGGUUUACAUUUGGUUCGCACGUUCUUGAACUCUAUUGUCUCCAGUCUGCUUCAACUGAUUUUGAUUUGACGGGGCAGUUGGUAUGGCCUGGAGCGGAGCUUUUGAAUGAUUUUCUCUCUAAAAAUGCCGAUAUGCUUCAUGGCUGUUCUGUUAUCGAGCUUGGCUCCGGUGUCGGCAUAACCGGGAUACUGUGUAGCAGAUUUUGUGAGAAAGUAGUAAUGACAGACCAUAAUGAUGAGGUUCUUAAGAUCUUAAAGAGGAAUAUAGAACUGCACGAUACUUCGCAAAAUCUUGUUUGUUCUGCUGAAUUGAAAGCUGAGAAGCUAGAAUGGGGAAACUCGGAGCAACUUGACUACAUCUUGCAAAGUCAUCCACAAGGAUUUGAUCUUUCGAGUAUUCCUUGGCUCUUUGACUCUGUGAAGAAGCUCAUCCAGUUCAGCCGUGGUAGAAGUUGUCGCUUCAUAUUGGCUUAUGUUUCCAGGGCGAAAAUAAUGGAUAAUAUGGUCUUAAAUGAAGCUACUCGGCUUGGAUUGCGGGAUACUCAAAUUGCUGCAGUUGCUAAAACAAGGAUAAUUAUAAUCGAGAUCUAUCUUAGUGAAGGCCGCUUAUCGGCCCUCAGUAUAAUGGCACUGAGCUAA